UACACAAUAAAUAUAUCUCAUCUUCUUCAUCUCCCUCAAAACACACACACACAAACACACAGUCACCAUUGUAGGUGAAAUAAUGGUUACAGCAAAAGCAGAGUCGAUGAAGAAGAAGAAGGAAGAGAUGGUUCAUUCUCCAAUUCUCACAUACUUGUCUGUCAUCACUCUUCUCUCCACCUGUCCUCCUUUUGUCAUCCUCCUAUGGUAUACAAUGGUACACCAAGAUGGUUCUAUACUAAACACAUUCAAUUAUCUAAAGGAGCAUGGCGUUGUUGAGGGGUUUGUUAACAUAUGGCCUAGACCUACCGCUGUUGCAUGGAAGAUCAUUGCUUGUUAUGCACUUUUCGAAGCUGCACUCCAGCUCUGGUUACCUGGGAAAACAGUUGAGGGCCCGAUAUCUCCCACUGGCAAUAAGCCCGUCUAUAAGGCUAAUGGCGUGUUAGCGUAUGUGGUGACACUGGUUACAUAUAUUAGCCUUUGGUGGUUUGGGAUAUUUAAUCCAUCGGUUGUUUAUGAUCAUUUGGGAGAAAUAUAUUCAGCACUCAUUUUCGGAAGUUUAGUGUUUUGUGUAUUCUUAUACAUAAAGGGGCAUGUGGCACCUUCUUCCACUGAUUCUGGUUCAUCAGGAAACAUAAUAUUCGAUUUCUAUUGGGGCAUGGAACUGUAUCCUCGAAUUGGCAAGAACUUUGAUAUCAAAGUUUUCACAAACUGUAGAUUUGGGAUGAUGUCAUGGGCUGUUCUUGCUGUCACCUAUUGCAUAAAGCAGUAUGAAACAAACGGCAAAGUAGCAGACUCCAUGCUUGUAAAUACCGUGUUGAUGUUGGUUUACGUUACAAAAUUCUUUUGGUGGGAAGCUGGGUACUGGAACACAAUGGAUAUUGCACAUGAUCGAGCUGGUUUUUAUAUCUGUUGGGGAUGUUUGGUUUGGGUUCCUUCUAUAUAUACUUCCCCUGGCAUGUACCUCGUCAACCAUCCUGUUAAUCUCGGACCGCAGCUGGCAGUAUCCAUCCUAAUAGCAGGCAUUCUGUGCAUAUACAUCAAUUAUGACUGUGACCGACAACGGCAAGAAUUCCGUAGAACAAAUGGGAAGUCACUGGUUUGGGGGAAAGCUCCAAGCAAGAUAGUUGCCUCAUACACUACCACCAAAGGGGAGACUAAGACCAGCCUUCUCCUGACUUCAGGGUGGUGGGGUCUUUCUCGCCAUUUCCACUAUGUACCUGAAAUUAUGGCGGCGUUUUUCUGGACGGUACCUGCUCUUUUUGAUAAUUUUCUUCCGUACUUCUAUGUCGUGUUCCUUACAAUCCUACUGUUUGAUCGAGCUAAAAGAGACGAUGACAGAUGUCGUUCAAAGUACGGAAAAUACUGGAAGACGUAUUGCGCCAAGGUUCCAUAUAGGAUCAUACCGGGGAUUUACUAAGAUGGAGUUGUGUUGUUGGCAUGUUUUUGUAAUAGUAUGACUUUAGAUCUUGUAUUAGCAUGUUUAUUUAAACCUCUUUAAAUAAUGAAAUAUAAGUAGUUUAAACAUAAA
This is a messenger RNA of Helianthus annuus (common sunflower), 1531 nucleotides long. Its product is annotated as 7-dehydrocholesterol reductase. Gene Ontology annotation, molecular function: oxidoreductase activity, acting on the CH-CH group of donors, NAD or NADP as acceptor. Gene Ontology annotation, cellular component: endoplasmic reticulum membrane. NCBI's taxonomy places the organism in Eukaryota, Viridiplantae, Streptophyta, Magnoliopsida, Asterales, Asteraceae. The record is from RefSeq and is a predicted model, not a curated record. Gene Ontology annotation, biological process: sterol biosynthetic process; brassinosteroid biosynthetic process. The transcript has 13 exons. Bases 83 to 1420 code for a protein of 445 amino acids.